AGGACCAACCGGCGUCUUCGGUCCCGCAGUGUCCGAUUUUAGUGUCCGGUACUCGGCUUCGGAGGAGGAGAGGACGGACUGGGUGGUGUUUGGACAGAUCGAGGAAGAGGUGGAGGACAUGAGGGCGACAGGAAGUGCUGCGUGUCUGCGUCAAAUAUCUUGAAUGAUGGUGCCUCUUUAUCUUUAUAAACACAAGCAGAAAUGUGAGAGAUAAAAGCCACAAAAAAAAAGAGAGUUUGUGUCGCAUUGAGCCCAAGUGAGACCAGCCUUUGAUUGUGAUUCACCGACAUGAGCUCGCUCUUUUUCCCCGAUGCUCCGCCGCCUCCAGCCCCGACCGGCGGCGGCCAAGCCCCGGCGGGGACCAGCGCCCUGCGGAACGACCUGGGCUCCAACAUCCACGUCCUCAAGACCCUGAACCUGCGCUUCCGCUGCUUCCUGGCCAAAGUCCACGAACUGGAGCGACGGAACCGGCUGCUGGAGAGCCAGCUGCAGCAAGCCCUGCAGAGGCCGCAGUACCGCGGGCUCUACGGCCGGGAGGUGGCCGUGCAGACGGACGGGGGUCAGGAGUCCCGGCUGCCGGGGACCAUGUGGACGUUCACCCACGUGCGGCGGCAGGGGGAGCGCGUGGAGACCCUGCGCGGGCCCGGGGUGACGUGGACGCACCCGGACGGGGUGGGGGUCCAGAUAGACACCAUCACGCCGGAGCUGAGGGCUCUGUACAACGUGCUGGGCAAAGUGAAGCGGGAGAGGGCCGAAUACAAGAGGAGAUGGGAGGAGGAGCUGUCCAAACGCGAGCAGCUGGAGUCUGCGGUGGAAAACCUGCACCAGCGGGCCAGAGAGUCAUCUGAGAUUCAUGACGAAAUGAACGAAAAGGUGGAGCGACUGAAGGCGGAACUGGUGGUCUUCAAAAGCCUGAUGAGUGAUCAAAUGUCUGACCUGGACUCCAAGAUUCAGGAGAAAGCCAGACGGGUGGACAUGGACAUCUGCAGACGCAUCGACAUCACGGCCAAACUGUGCGAUGUGGCGCAGCAACGCAACUCUGAAGACAUGUCCAAGAUGUUCAACGUCAGCCCGGCCAGAUCGCUGCCAGAGAGGUCCCAGGGGGCCAUGGCGUGCUGCAAGGCGAAAGAGCGCAAAGUGGUGCCCGACGAGGAGGUCACAGACAUGGACGCAGAGCCGAGCCCUUCAGAGGAGGAGGAGACACUCAACAUCACGGACGAAAUGAAGCGCAUGCUUAACCAGCUACACCCUUCAGAUAACCCCUCUGUUGCUAGGCGCGAGACCUUUGAGCUGGACGACGACUGUGACAGUCUAACGUGGGAGGAGAAUGAAGAGACGCUGCUGCUAUGGGAGGACUUCGCCAACUACAACGUGCCGUGUGGCCUCACCGCGCCGCCCAGCACCAACGCCUUACCGGGAGACGGCACCGAAGCGGAACCCAAUGAUAAAAGUCUGGGCAGCCUCAUCGAUGAGACAGAGUCGCUUUUCAAGAACAGAGAGAAGGAAUACCAGGAAACCAUUGGACAGAUUGAGGAGGAGUUGGCCACGGCGAAGAGCGACAUGAACCGACACCUGCACGAGUACAUGGAGAUGUGCAGCAUGAAGAGGGGCCUGGACGUGCAGAUGGAGACGUGCCGGCGCAUGAUCAAAGGCGGCAGGACCUCGCCGUCGUUCAGCUCUGUGGCCAGCAGCGAUUCAGGGAACACCGACGAGAUCCAGGACGAGAUUUCGGACAAAGAUGGAGACGCCGAAGUCCCCGUUAGUUGAUGACGGCUCUGUCGGGAAGUUCUGAGUGGCUUUGCUCACAGAAUUGGUGCUUUUCUAACAAUUUGGUUUCGACGCAGAUGGUGGGGGUUAAUGUAAAAAAAAAAAGGAGUGCUCUUUUCCUUUCUGGAUAUUGAAUUGAAAACUCACAAUUCCUUGUGGCUCAGCGCUCAUAUUUUUUCAGGUCGCUGUUUUGUAGAAACGGCAAAGACAAGGAUAUUAGGAGGUGUAGCAUCAGAGACGUAAAAGGCAGGAGUCAGGGGUCCGAGGUGUCUCACGUCCUCCGCCCUGUUGUGUUGGAAGCAAUUGUUGCUGUCCGGUAAUAUUUUAUACGCCACAACAGAAGCUGUCGUCAUGUAAAUGUUGGUUCUUUUCUUAGGACCUGAUUAUGCAGGAUAGCAGUGUAGAACAGGGGUGUUCAAACUUCUCCACAUUGGGCCGCAUACUGAUAAAAUAAAGGGGAUACUUUUUCAUUUUGUAAAAAAAAAAAGGCUAAAGAAAAUUGAAUGUGCUAAAAAGUAAUAUACUGUAUAUUAAAAGAAAAACAACCUGCAUGUGAGCUUUGUGUUAAGAUUUCAACUUUUUAUUUUUUCAUUGAGCAUUUAUGCUCUUUUCUCCCCUAUAUUUGCUGAUGCUUUUUAGCACAGUAUACAUUUGUUUUAAGCACAUGCUGCACUUUGGACACCCCUGACAUAUAGGGAGAGGAUGAGAAUAUUUUCAGUUUUUGCAGUUACUGUCAGCUUGCAUUGGGGCCAAAUGGUGCAGUGACCAACCAGAUCCAGCAGAUGGAGCUGCAUGUGCAUUGAUAUGUGCUCUUUUGAUUGCUACUAAUAAGUUUGCCUGUUUUUGAGUUGAAGCGUGGAAGGAUAAAAAGGGUCAAAGUCAAAUGUUCCGAGGAAACGCACCAAAGAGGAACAUUUUGUAUGAAUGCGUCAGUGCACUACUGAACUUCUAUGCAAUGUAGCUGGUCUUGCGUAUAUAGACUAGCCUGUUUUAUUUUGUUGUUUUCUCCUAAAAACCUUUACAGUUAGCCUUUUAACCAAAGCAGGUGUUUUUUCUACAGCACAUUUUAUUUGCUUCUCCCGUUCUAUCUCCCUAUUCAUGAGAAU
Molecule: messenger RNA, 2873 nt
Organism: Nerophis lumbriciformis (worm pipefish)
Lineage: Eukaryota; Metazoa; Chordata; Actinopteri; Syngnathiformes; Syngnathidae
Gene: iffo2b
Product: intermediate filament family orphan 2b
Source: RefSeq, a predicted model, not a curated record